Molecule: messenger RNA, 3745 nt
Organism: Pseudoliparis swirei
Lineage: Eukaryota; Metazoa; Chordata; Actinopteri; Perciformes; Liparidae
Product: zinc finger protein 345-like
Exons: 7
Coding region: 708-3215 (835 amino acids)
Biological process (GO): regulation of transcription by RNA polymerase II
Molecular function (GO): RNA polymerase II cis-regulatory region sequence-specific DNA binding; DNA-binding transcription factor activity
Source: RefSeq, a predicted model, not a curated record
UUCUCACACCCUUUAAAAAUAUAUUGCAACUAUGGUGUGUUCUGUGUUUGGUUCUGCAGCCACGUUUUACAUCAAACCAACAUGAAAUGCAGCGGUGUUGUACAAUAUUAAUAGUAUAUGCUUGUGAUCCUCAAACAUAAUGAGUAACACACAUGUAGCUCCUGUAAUCCUGAUAUGGAGGGCUCUACACUGUUUUACAGUUUUUUUUCCCCUUCAUUUUAUUAAACCUUCAUAAUCAAUCCCAGUGAGAUUGAAAUCUCUUUUAUAAGGGAAUUCAUAUUAUAAUCGUAUAAUAGCAAACUACUUUAAAAAUAGUUUUUUUCAAGCAUAAAUUCAAAACCUAUUAAAUUACAAUUAUAUUCUUAUACGAUACAUUAAAAAACACAAGGGGUAUAAAAGAAAAUAUAGAUUAUCAAGUUUAAAUAUUGUUCUAAAGAUUUAUAUACGUGUGUGUCCGGAGGGGCGGUGCGUCUCGUUUUUAAAGUAGGGUGAACGGCCUCAUCCGGGCUGCCCCGUAGAGCAAAACGAGCCUCUCUGUUACUAACCCACACCGGCUGGGGCCAACGCUCCCCCAGAAGAACAACGUGUUUCAGGAAGAAGUUGGCGCCUGAAGCCCCGUACGCGGCGGGCUAACACGCUAACCGAAAGUAUGAAAGAUAGUCUUCUGUAAUGAUUUUUUCUUUCCAUCGUUAUUAAAGAAAUCCAAAAUGAACGACACGGAAUUCAGUGUCCCGCUGUCCUCGCUGGCUCUCUUGGUGCCACCGCUGCGGCUGAUGUCGGCGGUGAUGUGGGAGGUGGUGUGCCAGCGCAACAUAAAGCACUAUGGGAAGCUGGAGGAGUUCGUGUCCAUGGUAACGGAUGCGGUUCCCGAACUGAUGAGCAAAAGGGAAGGGAGGCUGCUGUCGCUCGGCCUGAGAGCGAGGACAACUCUGGAGCUGCUGCGUUCUGAACACCCGGAAGAUCUCAAGGCGGUCGAGAGCCACCUCAACCAGAUCCGGAUGUCUUGCAUUGAGGAGACCAACGAUCCUGCGAUCGAAGCACCAGAGACCAACUUCAUGAAGCUGGUGCAAGGCCUCAUCGAGGACACGGACGGCAGAGAACACUUCCUCAAGAACGUGUUCCCGGUGGAGUACGGCCCGGACUUCGACACGGCGCUGGAGACCCUGGUCUGUGAAUUCUUCACCAGACUGGAGGAGCUGCUGCCAAUACCAGAUUUCAAACAGACGGCAUCCUGGGUCAGUGCUGCCCCCUCUGUCCUCGAGGAGUACAUGCAGUGCGUCUCAAAUGGAGACGACCUGAAAUUUCUUCUGCAAAGCAAACAGUGCCACGGGAAACUGGCCAAGUGUAGCGUCGCUCCGUUCCAGCCGGAUGAUCUUCUCAUCCCCUCUCUGUCGCUCCCUCCAUCGCUGGACGUGGCCACCUCGUCCCACCCGAGCGGUUGCGACGAGGAGAAUCACGACGUCGCUCAGAUCGUCAUGUUCGACGAGGAGCUGUCCACGAACCCGUCCACCUCGGCGGACUUCCCCGAAUCCCCGAAGCGGGCGGACGUCUCGUCGUCUCCCCGCAGGCGGCAGCAGUCGGGGACGCACAAAUGCCCCGAGUGCGACAAAUGCUUCAAGCACCACUCCGUCCUCAUCGAACACCAGCGGGUCCACAGCGGGCUCCAGCCUUACAACUGCUCCGAGUGCGGCCGGGCGUUCCGGACGGCCACUCUGCUGGCCGGCCACCGGCUGCGGAAGUGCAGAAACGCCGCGUAUCUGUGCAUAAAAUGCGGGAACAGUUUUCCGACCUCGCUGGACAAAUUCCGGCACCACUGCCCGAAGCGCGGGCGCAGCUACAACUGCGGGCACUGCGGCAAAAGUUUCCAGAAGUCGAGCAGCCUGAAAGAGCACCUGCUGACUCACGUCCAAAGCCGCCUCUUCAAGUGCAGCCACUGCGGCGUGGGCUUUUCGGGCAUCGGGGACUUGAAGUAUCAUCAACAGGUCGAUCACGACAAGCCGCAUCAGUGCAAGCAGUGCGGGAAGAGCUUCAUCUCCUCCAAGUGCCUGACCAAGCACCAACUACGGCACGACGGGGUCGGAGACGCGGAGGCCACGUCGACGAGCCGGGGCAAACACCGGAAGAGCGGCGCCGCCCACCGGACGCCCUCGGCCUCCGCGGCCUCCCGGAAAGCGGCCUACCCGCGCGGACGGGUCACGCACAACUGCCCGCUGUGCGGCAGGAGCUUCAAGUACCGCUUUGAGUUCCUCGAGCACCAGCGGUUCCACACGGCGGUGAAGCCCUACAAGUGCUCCCAGUGCGGCAAGGCCUUCCGCACGGAGGCCCACCUCUCCCGCCACCGGAAGAGGAAGUGCAAGAACGCGUCGCACGUUUGCACAAAGUGUGGCUGCCAGUUCCGGUCCCUGCACGAGCGCGUCCGGCACCAGUGCGUCCAGCUGCUGACGAAGUACGAGUGCUCGCACUGCGGGAAGACCUUCAAGAUGGCGCACCUGCUGAGGAACCACCAGAUGAGCGACCACCAGCUGCCCUACAGCCCCAACCACCGCUUCCGCUGCCGCUACUGCGACGAGACGUUCCCCGGCAUCAGCGAGCUGAAGUACCACCAGCGGGUCGACCACGAGAAGCCCUACCGGUGCCAGGAGUGCGGCAAGUGCUUCCUGUCCGAGAAGUGCCUGGCCAACCACGAGCUGCGGCACAACGACGACCGGCCGGAGAGCUGCCCGGUGUGCGGUCGCGGCUUCCGCAACCGCUACGACCUGAAGCAGCACACGCGCACGCACACGGGCGAGCGGCCCUACCAGUGCACCCACUGUUCCCAGUGCUUCUCCACGGCGGGGGGGCUGCGCAGCCACACCCGGGUGCACACGGGCGAGAAGCCGCACGCGUGCCCCGACUGCGGCAAGGCGUUCUCCCAGAUGGGGGCGAUGCGCACGCACCGGCUCACGCACACCGGCGAGCGGCCCUUCAAGUGCGCCGUGUGCGGCAAGGGCUUCACGAUGGCGCACAAGGUGACGGUGCACAUGCGCGUGCACACCGGGGAGCGGCCGUACGUGUGCACGCAGUGCGGCAAGGCCUUCUCGGACGGCAGCGUGCUGAAGCAGCACAUGCUGAACCACUCGGGGGUGAGGCCGUACCACUGCCAGAUCUGUCCCAAGACCUACACCUGCCUGAACCACCUGAGGAGGCACCUGAAGAGCCACGCCCACAUGAACUGACCCCGCGGCGCCGGGCGGCGCCGUUCCCUCUUCGCCGCGAAGUCGCGUCGGCCGACCCUCGAGGACGAUCCGAACGUUUGCGGCGAUCGUUUGACGUGUUGAGAACUCGUUUGCGUUGUUGCUGAUCCCAACCCGAGAGUCGUGUCGAUCUUCUCCCAUUUAGAGUGUUUUACAAAAUAUCAAACCGUUUCCUGAACAUCGGCACAAGCUCGUUCUGUUCCCUCCGUCCUUGAGCUUCCUUCCUUCCUUCCUUCGGUUUCUCAUGCAUGCAUAUGUGUGGGUGUGAUGUGGGUGAGACGCUGUGUGUUCAGAAGCUGUAAUAUUGAUGAAGAAAUAUAUAUUUUUGGCUCGUGUGUAAAUAUGCCGAAAGAAACAAAUAUUGUGAGAUUGCAAAGUUAAAAUGAUGACGUCAUCUAUUUCAUCAUGACUCUACUUUCCUUUCUUUUCUUUCUUCCUGUCUGCCUCAUAUUUAUAUCCCCCCAUUAUGUUUUGGCGAAGUUUGUAAAUGUAAUUAAAUCACCUUGGUUAUA